Messenger RNA from Ogataea philodendri, 279 nucleotides. RefSeq lists its product as uncharacterized. The transcript has a single exon. Lineage: Eukaryota; Fungi; Ascomycota; Pichiomycetes; Pichiales; Pichiaceae. Bases 1 to 279 code for a protein of 92 amino acids. The record is from RefSeq and is a predicted model, not a curated record.
AUGAAGUCGUACGAGUCCUUGAACGUGAGAAAAUUGUUGGUCAACGUCAGCUUGCCGCUAAAUGUGACUGCCGACGUGUCCGCAGACUGGUGCCCGUUCACCACCCGUGGGCUAAGCACAAGCUCUACCGACGCCUCGUCCACUAUUCGUUCGCCGUCCGGAAGCCGGAACUCCACACAAAGCAGCUCGUCCUUGCUGGGCCGCCGUGACGAACCGGUCGAGUCCAAAAUCGUCUGUGUUUUGCUCACAAUGUCCUUGAAGAAGUCCAUCCGCAAAUAA